Messenger RNA from Microbotryum saponariae, 4475 nucleotides. Lineage: Eukaryota; Fungi; Basidiomycota; Microbotryomycetes; Microbotryales; Microbotryaceae. The record is from the annotation of a GenBank genome assembly.
AUGCAGUGGGUAGCCAAGGUGCGUUUGACGUCGGCUGUUCUGUUCUGCUCUGCGAUGGGGUGUGAUGGGCCGUUCGCGACGAGUGGUGUGCGUGUUCGCGUGGCCGUCGUGGCGGGUUGACCGUGAUCGAGUGCCAUCAUCAGCUGACACUUUGCACACUCACCGGCGCGCCGCCGAUGGCCACCCCCACGACCCCCUCCACCCCGAUCUCGUCCCCGCCGUCAUCGUCAUCGUCGCCGUCGCUCUCGCCCUCGCCUCAUCCCGUACACCUCGCCCCCACCAGGCGGUGCAAUACUACAAGGACAUCAACCCGGCCACGUUGACGGGUGCGAUCGAUGUGAUCGUCGUCGAACGGCCGAGCGAGGACGGCGCCGGGACCGAGUUGGCUUGUUCGCCGUUCCACGUCCGGUUCGGCAAGUUGUCCGUGCUGCGACCGAUCGACAAAAAGGUCCGUUCUUCCGUCCGCGGGGGGAAAUAAAGAUUCUCGAGCGGUCGAUGCUGAUGCGGUGUGUAUCUCUCCCUGCACCUUGCCUCCGCACGUGCUCCUCGUCUGGGCCGGCACGCCUUCCCCCCCACAAACACCGUCGAUCCACGUCCCAUCCGCACGUGCGACACCUGACCUCGACGGGCCUAAAACAGGUCCGCAUCACCGUCAACGAUCAAGAGAUCCCCUUUUACAUGAAAGUCGGCGAAACGGGCGAGGCCUUCUUCGUGUUCGAGACCGAUGCCGACGUACCCGAGAACCUACAGACGUCUCCCAUCGCCGCGCCGAUCCAGGAUGAUGAGCUGCAGGAAGGCGACCACGCGCCAGGCGUGAGUCGCGGUGUUGCCGAGACCACAAUUUUAUGUUUUUGAAAGGCAAUGUUGACCUUGUUCUGUAAAACCCCCCAUCAACACCAGGAACCUGAAUACCUCGACUUGAACGCGCCCUCGGGAGAGGAAACUCAACGUGGGUCUCUCUAAACGGAUGAUCUCGCCCGCCCAUAGCGAUGGACCAAAUGACCGAGACCUAAUCCCACUUUUCAAAACCUUUACCGCAGCCGGGACAGAAUUUUCUUCGCCGACGUCUUCCGUUCACGCUUCCAUGACCCAGACCCAGGUCAACUCGCCGACGAUGACGCUCAAACCGUUACCACCGGUUUCCCCAUCGUUGCACACCGCGUCGAGGCAUGACUAUAACGCAAGCUCUCGUGCACAUCGAGGAGCUUCCAGGGUUGCCAAAGACAUGGAUGGAGAGGAAGCAGAGGACCCGGGACAGGAGGAAGAAGGGAUGGACAACGACGACGAAGCCGAGGCUGAAGAAGCCGACGAGGUCGAUCUCGCUGCCGACGCCAGAGCAAAGCCAAAGAAGAAGGAGCGCUUCACCGACUCGGACCACCACGAAACGGCCAAAGCCAAAUCGGCAUCUUACGUUCCCGCCGUGGUCCAACACGCCGUUGAAAAAGUCGCGGGCAUCGGUGGGAUCGCCCUGACCGGCGUCGCGGGGGGCAAGAAACUCAAGGAUGCGGUCAAGAACGAUGGCAGAUCCAGCGGGCAAGGACUCAGCCGUGGCCAAGCGUCCGAAGAUCUCGAAGGCGGGCUGCGAGGCGAGAACGAGUCGGGCCAAUUGACGGAACUAGAAAAAGAAAUGAAGCAGGAUCUUGAAGGGGCAAAUGUGAUUGCCGAAUCCGAGCCAGGGGACGACGUCGCCGAUGCGGCGCGACGACACGAUAGCGACGUCAGGGAGUUGCUGGGAGGGCGGUCAGGGACCGGGCGCGCGAGGUCGGUGCUCGGUAAGACGACGCAAGAAUACUCGUUGAAGAAGAGCGAGACGGGCGAGGCUGAAGUCGACGUCGAUGGUCUCAGGGACCACUCUGGCACGGGGCCGCACCCUGAGCGGGCGGGCGGUACGUUCUUUGACACCGACGGGUGGACUGACCGACACCCAAUAACUUGUUACUUAACGCCUCGUGCGCGCCCCUCUGUUCUUCCGCAGACCUCAUGCUCGACAUGUCCGGGUAUAAACUUGAUGAUGCUUCGACCAUCAAUGCGAGUGACUCCGUCGCCGAAGGUGAGACAAGCGACGGCGAACCGAGGGAAGAUGUUAUCAACGCCCUCGAUGAGAAGGCACAAGAAGAGAUGGUCGCCUUCACGCAGUCACUGCUGCAGUCGACGGACCCAAAGACCUUGCGCAACUUCUUUGACCCCUCGGACGACCAAUCCUCGCGCGCCGCUUCUCCCGAGCCGUCCGACGAGAACGAGACGACCGCUCCUUCGUCGCCCGAUUUCAAGGCACGCCAUAUCCGAUCCUACUCCCGAGCCAGUUCGCCGGUACCGAGCUCGUCCAUGUCGAUUUCGUCGUUACAGUCCCUCGCCGCCGACUCGGCCGACAGCGACGCCGCGUCGCUGACGCAGGCGAGCCCGCGCCAGUUCACGCUCAAGGUUGGGUCCAAGGUCCACGUCUUUGAGCUGUCUUUGUGCGGGACCGAGGCGUUUGGGCAGGAUCGUGCCGCCGACGAGCACGCCUUUGCCGAGCAUCAAGUGACUUUCACGCAGUUCAUGGAACAUGAGUCGGUUGCGGACCAUUCGGACCUCGUAGUCAAGUACGGUGGUCGCUAUCUGACCUGGAGCAACGCGAGUCCGGUCCUGGCCUCACUCGCCGUGUACCGCAAGUCCCUCGUCGACCACCCCGAGCACCACCCGAGUCUCGAGUCGGGCGCCAAGUCGGGUCGUCGAGGUUGGAGUUCUUGGUGGCGGGGAUCGCGGGAUCGAUCAACGACGUCAUUGCCGGUCAAGGAAUCACCCGAUGGAGCGCCGACGAGCCCUCCCAUCAGCCCACCCGAUUCUCCCAGAUCGCUCCCCGCUCGUCUCGACUCACCUACACCCUCGAGCCCGGCUCUCUCUGCCAGUGGCGAUAAUGCCACGUCCGCUCCGGGCCCAGUCACUGGUCCAGAGGGCGGCAACAAUAGCGGCAAACACUACGCCAAGACGCUGCGCCUCACCUCCGAGCAGCUCAAGGAGUUGGGGUUGAAGAAGGGGAUGAACGAAAUCUCGUUCUCGGUGCGCUCGAGCUAUUCGGGCUACGCGACGUGUAGCUCGAGGGUGUUUUUGUGGGACUCGGAUCAUUCGGUCGUCAUUUCCGAUAUCGACGGCACAAUCACAAAGUGAGUUCGACAUCAUUGCCAUCGUCGUCGUAUUGAGAUGCGGUACUGACAGCUACCAUUGACAGAUCCGAUGCGCUGGGACACGUUUUCACCAUGAUUGGCCGCGACUGGACGCAUUUGGGUGUUGCGAAGCUGUACACCGAUAUCGCACGCAACGGGUACAAGAUGAUGUACUUGACGUCACGAGCGAUCGGUCAGGCCGACACGACGCGCGAGUACCUCAAGGGGAUCGCGCAAAACAACUUCAAGCUCCCCGACGGCCCCGUGAUCAUGUCCCCCGAUCGCCUCAUGACGUCGCUGCACCGCGAGGUCGUCUUACGCAAGCCCGAGGUGUUCAAGAUGGCGUGCCUGAGGGACAUUCAGCGGUUGUUUCACGAGCGGUCACCGUUCUACGCUGGGUUCGGGAACCGCAUCACGGACGCGCUGUCGUAUCGAUCCGUUGAUGUACCGUCGUCGCGUAUCUUUACGAUCGAUUCGAACGGCGAGGUCAAGAUGGAGCUGCUCGAGCUCGCAGGUUACAAGUCUUCGUGAGUAUGACUCGUCCCUGUGAGAGAGACUCCAAAAUCAAAGCCUGAUGUCGGACCGAGCCUCACCUCCACAGCUACAUUCACAUGACCGAUCUGGUCGACCAAAUGUUCCCUCCGAUCAAUCGCAAGACCCAACCCGACUUCACCGACUUCAACUACUGGCGAACGCCGAUGGCGACGAUCGACUUGCCAGACCUAUCGCCACCUUCUCCUGCCCUUUCAGCGCGUUCGGGUGAUUCGAGUCGACUCGCCUUCCCGAGGUUGGGAUCGAUCGCUUCUUCGCUGUCCCGGAGGUCAUCCCGACCGACCUUGACAACGGACGGUGCGACGACCCCUAACGGAACGAACCGAUCCGUUCGUUCAGGAACGCCGAGCUCGCCGCUCUUGCAAGCGACCUUGGUCGAGGAGCCGUUCAACCUCAAUGGCGAAUACGUCGGCGACGACGACGAUGGACAGAGGAGCGAAUCCGAGUCGAUGCCCGGUUCGUUGCCGAACGAUGGUGACUUUGAGAGGUUACGCAGGGAAGCUUUGCGCUUGGCCGAGCAGAAGAACGGAACGAGGACACCGGCCGAAGCUUACAAGGAAAAGGUGAAGGGGUCAUCGCGAGGAGCAGAACGGGACGAUGAUGAAGAAGAGGAAGAGGAAGAAGAGGAGUCCGAGGAAGACGACGAUGAUGAGGGCGAGCAGGGUGACUUUGACGAUCAGUUGGACUUUUCAAGCGUACCUGUGAGUGCCCGUGGUCUCAGCUAUGUCCGAUCUGCUUCCCAGAACCUGACAGGCGGACUCCCUAUUGCAGUAUCUGUGA